Messenger RNA from Eufriesea mexicana, 931 nucleotides. RefSeq names its product GST-containing FLYWCH zinc-finger protein (gene gfzf). The record is from RefSeq and is a predicted model, not a curated record. The transcript has 6 exons. Gene Ontology annotation, molecular function: glutathione transferase activity. Lineage: Eukaryota; Metazoa; Arthropoda; Insecta; Hymenoptera; Apidae. Gene Ontology annotation, biological process: glutathione metabolic process. The coding region runs from base 109 to 804 and encodes 231 amino acids.
GGUACUUACCUCAAGCAAUGUUUUUCAUAAAAUGUCAGUGCAUUUCGAUUCAUUGUAAAUAUUGCAUAGUAAACGGGAUUGCAAACUGUGGUAGUUUUUAAAUUAACAAUGAAGCUUUAUAGUGUUUCUGAUGGACCACCAUCUCUUGCCUGCCGUCAAGCUUUAAAGGCUUUAAAUUUACAAUAUGAAUUGAUUGACGUGGAUUUUGGAAAAGGAGAACACAUGACAGACGAAUAUGCACAAUUAAAUCCACAAAAGGAAAUACCCGUAUUAGUUGACGAUGAUCUUGUUAUGGGAGAAAGUAAUGCUAUUCUACAAUAUCUUGGCGAUAAAUAUGACACAACGGGAAAGCUAUAUUCAAAGGAUCCAAAAGCUCGUGCAAUAGUUAAUCAUCGUUUGUGUUUUAAUUUGGCUAUGUAUUAUCGUAAUAUCUCUGAAUAUGUGCUGGCGCCUAUAUUUUUUGAUUAUAAAAGAACCCCUUUGGGUUUGAAGAAAGUGACAAUGGCAUUAGACGUUUUUAACAAAUAUUUACAACGUGAAAAUUCAGAAUAUGCUGCGGGUAACACGCUAACCAUCGCCGAUUUCCCCUUAAUUACUGCAACCAUGUGUCUAGAUGCAAUCGACUUUAAAUUAAAUCCAUGGCCAUACGUAGAAAAAUGGUAUAAUAAUUUUAAACAAAAUCAUUCGGAGCUAUGGGAAAUCGCAGCAGAAGGUAUGCGAGAAAUUAGUUACUAUGAGAAGAAUCUACCUGAUUUGUCUAGCAUGGAUCACCCGAUCCAUCCGACUCGCAAAAACAAUAAAUAGUCUGAUACUGAAUAUAAUUACCUUACAAUGGUUCUAUAUAAUAGAAAUACUAAAAUGUUUAUAAACUAUUUUCUAUAAUUAAAUGCCAAUAUUGCUAUAUUCUAAUAAAUUAAACGUCUUUUUUUUU